Alosa alosa (allis shad) is the source of this 3239-nucleotide messenger RNA. RefSeq names its product major facilitator superfamily domain containing 8 (gene mfsd8). Gene Ontology annotation, cellular component: lysosomal membrane. Bases 490 to 2007 code for a protein of 505 amino acids. The record is from RefSeq and is a predicted model, not a curated record. Gene Ontology annotation, biological process: transmembrane transport. NCBI's taxonomy places the organism in Eukaryota, Metazoa, Chordata, Actinopteri, Clupeiformes, Clupeidae. Gene Ontology annotation, molecular function: transmembrane transporter activity. The transcript is spliced from 12 exons.
GUCAGUAUAGGGUCACAAAUAUGUUCUCUCCUAUGGCACUGUAGACGAAGAAACUCAUUUUGUCCAAUCAAAUUUUGGGAAGAAAGAUCAGAAGUGUCAGACCAGAGCAGAGAAUGUUGACUACUCUGGAAGGCUAGGCUACCCGUUUACGUUAUGAACAUUCACGUGAGGGUAGGCUAGUUCAAAUUAUGGGAUCUGCAGUAGGUUCAUUUACAAGGGAGGUUUGUACUUCAGUCUAAAUCAUAGGUCUAUACGAUUUCUAGGGUGCUCAUGUCAACAGUGCAACAUUUCACUAAAUUAAAAUGUUGCAUUACGCUUCAGCAGCGUAUAACGUGUAGUUAACAUAAUGUCUGUGUAGUCUUGUGGAAUCUUAAUUUGAUUAGGUAGGAGGCUAACAUGCUCUCUACGGGUAACAUUACCUUUGUGCUAGCUACCUAAGGUCUGCUUCGUCUUUGCCCUGCAUAUUGUUUAAUCUCUAAGGGCUAAAUAAUGUCUCUGUCGGAGUCGGAGGAGAAUACCCCGCUAUUGAAAGGCGACGUCGACAGUGAUGAUGACGCGUACAAGAACAGGUGGAGGUCCAUUCGGGUCAUGUACUUCACCAUGUUUCUCAGCAGUGUUGGUUUCACUAUUGUGAUUACAUCUAUAUGGCCUUUUCUGCAAAAGAUUGAUGUCUCCGCAGAUGGCAGUUUUCUUGGCUGGGUGGUGGCGGCCUACAGCCUGGGUCAGAUGGUGGCCUCCCCCCUUUUUGGCCUCUGGUCGAAUCACAGGCCCCGCAGAGAGCCGCUGGUCUGCUCCAUAUUAAUUAACGUCUCGGCUAACAUAUACUACGCGUACUUGUACCUGCCCACCUCCGAGAACAAAUUCCAUAUGCUCAUGGCUCGAGCAUUUGUGGGCUUCGGGGCAGGUAAUGUGGCGGUGGUGAGGGCAUACGUCGCUGGAGCCACGUCACUGAAGGAGAGGACAAGUGCCAUGGCCAACAUGAGUGCCUGCCAGGCUCUGGGCUUCAUCCUUGGCCCAGCUCUGCAAGCAGGUCUAUCAGUGAUUGGCGAGACCGGCUGGUCUUUGGACCUCAUUCGCUUGGAGUUUAACAUGUACACCGCUCCAGCCCUGCUAGCAGCGUGCUUUGGCAUCAUCAACAUCCUUCUGGUCAUCCUGGUGCUGAGAGAACAUCGUGUUGAUGACCACGGAAGGCACAUACGAUCAAUCAACUACAUCUCAGAGGAACGGGUGACCGUUCCUUUAGAUGUUGAGGGGGACAUUGACCAGAUCGCUGUGGUGACCUCCAAUAUCCUGUUCUUCAUCAUCCUCUUCAUCUUCGCCGUAUUUGAAACUAUAUCUACACCUUUGUCGAUGGACAUGUUUGCAUGGACCAGGAGACAGGCAGUUUUGUAUAAUGGAAUUAUACUGGCCUGCAUUGGUUUUGAGUCCAUCCUGGUCUUCCUCGCAGUGAAGGUCAUCUCUCAGAGGGUUGGGGAUCGGCCAGUACUUCUGGGAGGUCUGGCCAUCAUCUUCUGUGGCUUCUUUAUCCUCCUUCCCUGGGGCAACCAGUACCCCAAGAUCCAGUGGGCAGACAUUCACAACAGCAGCCGUACCCAGCAGGCAAUUGCCACCACAGUGUUUGCGCCCAACGCCACCGUGGAGCCCACGGGCUGCCCGGCCGACCAGUCCUGGUGCCUGUACACGCCCGCCAUCCACCUGGCCCAGUACAUCAUCUCCAACUUCCUCAUCGGAGUCGGCUUCUCGGCCUGCAACGUCAUGUCUUACACACUCUACUCAAAGAUACUGGGGCCUAAGCCACAGGGUGUGUACAUGGGCUGGCUGACGGCGUCGGGGAGCGGUGCUCGGACCCUGGGCCCGGUGUUCGUGUCUCAGGUGUACACGCUGUUGGGGCCCAGAUGGGCCUUCAGCCUCAUAUGCGGCAUCGUGAUGGCCGCUACCCUGCUGCUGGUCGGCAUGUACAAGCGCCUCAUCGCCUUCUCCAUCCGUCACGGACGCUUACAGGAGUGACGCGGCAGGAAAGGAUGGAUGGAGGGCGAGUGAGAGAAACUGAUGGAUGGAUGGAGUUGACAUGAAUGGAUAGAAACCUGGAUGAGACUUUUAAAAAAAAAAAAAACAAAAAAAAAACAUUUUAAAACACUUGAGUGUGAGUUGGUUUUAAUGUUGUGGGACCUCUACUGUAUGUUUUGUUAUGCUACUUUGACUUCUAUGUUUGAAGCCAGAGAAUGUUGCUAUUACUGAAGACACACUAACCAAGUAUCUGGAAAGUAGCAUUGACAGCUGCACAUUCCCAAUGGGUGGUUCCAACCUGAUAUUAAGCUGGGUUAAGCUGGGUUAACUGUUUGACCAAUGAAAUCUGCCCAGAUUACUGACGGAUUUUGACUAUUAUCAAGCAGACAACACUCUGUUCUUUGACUAGUGGCAAUUCACCCAUGAACAUGCUAGAUAAGAAUUCAUACAUACACAUUUUUAUGAUAAAACAAUGUAACUACUCUGCUUGGCUCCUAAAAAGCCAAGGCUAAACGAGUGAGUUGAGUUUGAAAGCUUUGAAUUCUGGAUCCUCUGUAAUGACUAAUAUCUCUCACUGUAAAACCGAUGAUUGAUUAUAUGAUGGUUAACUUAUUCUCAGCUCUGCUUGUACUCACUAACACGUCUGUUACGGCUCCCACACACAGUUGCGUGCAGUGCAGUGCUGCAUACGCAUCCCAUCCACUAUACAUGGGCUUAAGUCAUCUGUUGCCGAACUGAAUUGUGGGUCUGUUGCGUCACGUUGCUCCCGCCGCUUGCAUCGAAAAGUUACAAUUUUGCUGCACCGAGGAACAACAGAAGGCACCAGCCAAUCAAGUUAUGGUUAUACUUUGAAUAGCUACCGUCGGGAACGCAACUGUGUGUGGGAGCCGUAAUUGUGCAUGUGCAUUGUAUGUGAUUUAUUUUUAUUAUUUUUUUUAUAAUAUUUAAUUACAAGGUGCUAAUAUGGCCAAGUUGUGCAUAUUUGCAAAAAUAAUGGUUGCAAAUGAUCUCCUGAGGCUCUACUUUAUUUGAACAGAGUUUGUACCGUAUUUUCAGACAAGCAAACAAUUCUAAAGUAGUACUUUAAAUAAUACAAUUUUAUUGAAUUUCCAAAAGACUCAAUUUUAAAACACUGGUAACAAACUUGGUGACGAAUGUAUUAAUUGGGUGGAAUGGGUCAUUACUAUAAUAGCACUGGAUAUUUAUUGUGUGUAUUAAAACACUUACCAUGG